AUGAGCUUGGAAGCAAUAAAGUACGAGCGGGGAAGCUUGGAGAUCUUGGAUCAGCUGAAGCUCCCAUUGAUUUCUGAGUACAUCAGAAUAAGGACGAUCGAGGAUGGUUAUCGGGCGAUCAAGCAGAUGAAUGUCCGUGGGGCACCGGCGAUCGCAAUUGUUGGAUGUCUAAGUAAAUCUUUGACAAACCAAAAGCAAGUUGAUAGAAAAGAGUUCGAAGACGAAAAUUUAUUGAAAACUUUCGUUGUUGAUGGGUUCAACAGACUUGUUUCAGCCCGUCCAACUGCUGUAAACAUGACAGAAGCAGCUCAAAGAUACUCUCAAGUUGAUUCCUGGCUAGUUAGAGGAGAUCUCAAAGCGUCAAAGACGAGGCUCCUUGCCAAGCUUGAAUCGGAGAUGGAAGCUGACAUCAAGACCAACAAGCUUAUCGGUGACCACGGCGCUGAAGAGAUUCGAAAGAUCGUUGGCGAACAAGUUACAAUCCUCACUCAUUGCAACACCGGCUCGCUAGCUACGGCUGGAUACGGAACUGCUCUAGGCGUCAUUAGAAGUCUCUAUCGAGACAAAGCUCUUUACCAUGUCUUCUGUACUGAGACGCGCCCUUAUAAUCAAGGGUCGCGUCUGACAGCGUACGAGCUGGUUUAUGAAAAAAUCCCGGCAACGUUGAUUGCCGAUUCGAUGGUCAGUGCUGCGAUAAAAGAAAAAGGCAUAAAUUGCAUUGUUGUUGGAGCUGAUAGAGUUGCGAAAAAUGGCGACAGUGCCAAUAAAAUUGGGACUUUUCAACUUGCCGUUGUUGCGAAGCAUUUCAAAAUCCCGUUUUACAUUGCUGCUCCUUUCACUACCAUUGAUUUCAACUGUGAAAGUGGAGAUCAAAUUGUGAUUGAAGAAAGAUCUCCAAAAGAGUUGACUAAAAUAGGCGGGAAACGAAUUGCAGCUGAAGGAAUCAAUGUCUGGAACCCAGCAUUUGACGUGGCUCCGGCGGAAUUGAUCGAAGGAAUCAUUACUGAGAGAGGAGUUUUCAAGCCAGACGAGCUCAAAAACCAGAUGAAUGUUGAGUAA
Molecule: messenger RNA, 1059 nt
Organism: Oikopleura dioica
Lineage: Eukaryota; Metazoa; Chordata; Appendicularia; Copelata; Oikopleuridae
Source: the annotation of a GenBank genome assembly